UUUCUCUGCCAGUUCGUACACGGACGGAGCAUCCGUAAGGCCUGUCUGAGCCUCCGCUCUCCAAUCGCCCAGUACUCUCGUCGCCCCGUCCUCUCAUCGCCCCGUCCUCUCAUCGCCCCCUCCUCUCUUCGCCCUCGUCCUCUCAUCGCCUCCCUUUCAGCGCAAGACAAAACAUCCACCGAGCACCACGCCAGAAAGUGCUUGGAGCGUCUCGGGAAAUUAAUCACUGAUGAGGAGCAAUCAGCCAUGGCAGAGCUCCUAACAAGUAAUCUUGCAGUGGUGCCUCCACUCGUAACUAAUAUCGUUUUACAGACUGCUGCUGUAUGAAUACACAGUGAAGUGGAGACACUCGGGGUAGAUGAUUAACCUGUUCAUGGCAAGUCUAUAGUGGCAUGCAUGCUUUGUUUCCCACUUCCUCAAACCCAUUGGUUACAUGUCAUCUUAUGAGCAUGACGACCCAAUUGUGAUUAGGAGAGUCAAUCUCAUGUAUCAACUCCUUGGAUGAGGAUGAAGAAAUUUAGCAUGGAGCUCUUCCCAUUUUACAAGGUUUUUGAGUGUGGUUUUCUUGUAAAGCCCUGGCCUUUGCAAAUCGGAGGAUCUAAUACACAACCAGCAGGUAAUCAACGACUUAAGAGCAGUCUAGUAGAAAUCUCAGUGACUACUCCUGCCACACCGUAUAAGAAAUCAUUUUGUGAAUGGCUAGCUGGAAUUAUUGAUGGCAGUGGAAGUCUUCAGGUGCUUAAGAAAGGAAAGACAUCUCUUGAAAUUACUAUGGGACUUGAAGAUGUAGCACUACUACGAUAUGUCCAACAUACGCUUGGUGGAAGUAUUAAAAUGCGGUCCGGUGCUAAAUCUUAUCGCUAUAGAUUAAUUCAUCACCUUGACAUGAUUAAAUUAAUGAAUUGUAUUAAUGGCCAUAUUCGUAAAUCUGCACGACUAGCACAGCUGCAUCGUGUCUGUCAAGAGCAUGAAAUUCCUGUAAUUGUGCCCAUCACAUUAGAUGCUCAAUCAAAUUGGUUCGGAGGAUUUUUUGAUGCUAAUGGUAGCAUUGAUAUCACUACGAAGAAUGAAUUGCCCCAACUCGGUGUUCGAGUCACUAGCAAACUGCUACAAGAUGUGGAGCCUUACAAGGCCAUGUUUGGUGGAGAUGUAUACUUUGACAGUGGUCGAAAUGGUUUCUAUGAAUGGUCUGUGCAGAGUCCUGAAGACGUUUUAUCAUUUGUUGGUUACUUUAAGACAAGUACUUUGAGAAGUCAGAAAUCAAGACGAUUCUUUCUAACAGAUGAAUAUUAUCAUCUUUAUGGUCUCAAAGCAUUUGAACCUUCCAGUAUGAACCAUAAAGCAUGGCUAGCUUUUCUAAAGAAAUGGAACAACUUGAUAGCGUAGCUCAUCUUUGUUUCUAUUAAUAUUUAUUGCAUUGCUUGGGAUUGCUCUGGAGCCAAUAUUCCUGUUACUGGAAAAAUAGAUUGGAGAACGUGAUUACUAAUACAAGCUUCUCUUUUAAUCAAUCUGCCCUUUCUUUAAAGUGGCUUUGGUGAGUAUAAAGGCUUAGAUUGACAUUGGUGACUGUGCAGUACUGUUCCAGGUUUUGAUAAUGAGAUUGUUCUUUAAACUGAAGGGGUUAUUGGACUUUUUAGGAGUGAUUCUGUAUAUGAUUUCUGUGAUGCUAUUUCACGGAUAUAUCAAGCAGUUCCAAGUACAUAUGAUGGUUAUAAUUUUGGAAUAUGUGACUUCGAAUUGAGAUCAUUAAACCUUAAUGCGUUUUUGUUAGCAAUAUCCUGAAGUCUGCUCUCAAUUGAUCUACUUCUGAAGCAUCUGGACUGUCCUGUUUGCUUGAAAACGGGAGCUUCCGGUGGUCGAUUUCCGGUAUUAGGCGUGCAUUAUAAGAGGGUAGGACAAACACUAUUUCUGGCUUUCUGCAAUAGAAAGCUACGAAGUAUUUUGCUUAUCCGCUGUGUAUGAUAACGAUAAGUUUUGGGAACUCUGGGUCAGAAACAUCGGAUUAUGCCUGAAAGAGUAGCUUUUGUCAUCGUUCUUGGGCUGAGUUGGACAUAGGAUGUUUUUACUUGGACGGUAAUUUGCCCCAGACUGCUUCUCAUUGCAAUCAGCAUCUUUGUCAUCAUCUUCCAUUUCUAUCUCUUCAGUGCAGUCAAUUCCACCAUCAAACUGCCAACGUUCUCUGUUGAAGUUCUGAAACAGUAAUGCCACCUCUGAUCCCAGCUUUACUCAGUCCUGGCAGUGUUUCAAAUGCCCAUAUUUGUAGAGCAAACAUAAAUCCAGGAAAAGUUACACGGUCAGAGUUAGUCGUUGACAGUAGCUCAGCACUUUUGCCUGCAUAGUUUACCAAAUCAUCCCAUAUAUCUCUUCCCCAUGCAUAGCUGUUAAAUGCUUCCAGAUCAUGCAGCAGAUUGACAUAGUAAGAAGGCAGUCCUAAUUUAUUUUGGUUGCCAAAUAGUCCAUGCCCUAGCAGAUACAACAAACCUAAUUUAACACCAUCAUGCUCCACAGUCCCCUCAUUGUUGCUGUUGUAUUGAGUAAAAACAUCUGUGAUGUUUUUUCUAGACACAUAACUCCUCCCAUUGAAAUACCUCUUCCACAAAUCCCCCUGCACAUCAUCUUUUAUUUUUUUCUUAAGCCCAUCCAUCCUAAAAGAUGUCACCAGAGCAAAAUCUUCUUUGGUAAAUGAUAUCAAACUAUUUCUAAUGUUGAAAGUGAUUUUCUCAGUCUCUACCAUAUUAUUCACUUCUUCAACAUGGUUUCCUAUGAGCCCCAACAACAAUUGUCCACUUAUCCAAGAUAUGGAAUCCAUAUCCAAUAUCCAUCCAAACACAGUCCCCCUAAAUUCAGCAAUUUCUUCUGCAUUCAAGUACAUUUUAAUCGCCUUAACCACUUCUGAGAGAUUACAAUAACAAUUUACCCUUAAUUUGUUCAUCUUUGCCAAAAUAUCCUUUUGACAGGAUCUUCUUAUUGCCU
Molecule: messenger RNA, 2973 nt
Organism: Cuscuta epithymum
Lineage: Eukaryota; Viridiplantae; Streptophyta; Magnoliopsida; Solanales; Convolvulaceae
Source: the annotation of a GenBank genome assembly